AUGGAUAUCAAAACGUUGCUCGCCAAUCUUCAUGAAGAAGUAUCCUGCUCUGUGUGUAUGGUCACAUUUACUGAACCAAAGCAGCUUCCAUGUUUGCACAGCUUUUGCCUCCACUGUUUAGCAGGAAUCCAAAGAAACAGCGGCCGCCAUGAUGUCAUAACAUGUCCUGAGUGUCGAAGGGAGAGUCAAGUCCCUGGUGGAAAUCUAAAAGAUCUGCCCACAAACUUUCGCAUCAACAGCUUACUAGAUGUGUUGGCCAUAAGGGACUGCAAUUCUACUGGAGUCAAAUGCGGAAACUGCGACAAACGCAGAGUAGAAAGUUUCUACUGUUUUCAGUGCUGUUCAUUUUGGUGUGACGAGUGUAUCACUGUGCAUAACUUACUCCGAGCAAAUAAAGACCACCGAGUUCUUGCGCUCAAAGAUUUUGAAGAUCAAGACAUCGAGGAUGUCUUAAAACGACCAGCAUUUUGCCCACGACCGGGCCACGAGAAGAAAGAAUUGGAAUUCUUCUGUAAGAAAUGUGAACAAGCCAUUUGCAGUUCCUGUGUUGCAACCACUCACGAUGGACAUGUUAAGAUACUACUGGAAGAAGCGGCAAAUGAAAAGAAAUUGCAAAUCCUGUCUGAGACUGAAUCCAGAAAAGCUAAAGUGCAAAGAAUGAGAAACAAAAUAUCUCAACUUGACGAAAGCUGUGAUAGAAUCCAAACCCAAGUCGCAAAAGUAAAAAGAAGCGCGCAACAGUUUGCCGAAAGCAUGAUUGCUGUCAUCGAAGCCAAGAAACAGGAAAUCUUUUCUGAAGCGGAUCAUGAGGCACAACAGUACCUGGAACGUUUGCGAAUACAAAGGAUCGAGAUUGAAAAUAAAGUAAAAAUGGUCGAAACAGCUGUAGGAAAAUCUGAAACACUAUUACAACGGAGCACAAACGCAGAGCUUGCACAGUUCGAUGACUCACAAAACACAACACUCUUGAAAGGAGCUGAUAAUGAGAGAGAAGAAGUCGACUGCAACCUUGAAUAUUUAAGUGAACUUAUUUUCGAGGAAAACGAAGCUUUGAAGACAAAAGCAAUCCACGAGGGAAUCGGCUCCAUCAGAGCAUUUCUCAGCGAGACCAGAGCGGAUAAAGCAACUGCUGAAGGAGGAGGACUCACUGAGGCGAUCGUUGGAAUUCAAGCGAAAUUUGUCUUGACGACAAGAAAUGCUGAAGGACGACAAUGCCACGACGAGCGUGACCGAGUAACAGUGGAAAUUAAAAAUCAGCAAGGCCAUGACUGUGCGACGGAAGUGCGAGUCCAAGAUAUUAAAGAUGGUAGCUAUAAAGUGGGUUAUUUUUCCAAAGAAACUGGAAGAUGUAAGGCAGAAGUUAAACUAAACGAAGAACAUGUUCCAGGCAGUCCAUUUCCGGUUCGAGUGAAACCCAGACAAUUCAGACCCGUGCUAUCUUUUGGACAACGAAGUUCGUCUGCUGGAGUGUUACUCAAACCCUGGGGAAUGGCAGUGAAUGAACGCGAUGAAAUUGUAGUGACUGAACUCGGUAACAACAGGGUUCAAGUAUUCAGUAGUGAUGGAACUUACUUACGAAGUUCGUCUGCUGGAGUGUUAAAAGCACCCUGGGGAGUGGCAGUGAAUGAACGUGAUGAAAUUGCAGUGACUGAUGAUGAGAACAACAGGGUUCAGGUAUUCAGUAGUGAUGGAACUUACUUACGGUCGUUUGGUAGAAAAGGUAAUAAACAGGGAGAAUUUAAUGGCCCACGCGGAAUAACAAUACAUGAGACUAAUAACAUUAUAGUCGUGGACAGCGGUAACGACCGUGUUCAAUUGUUCAGUGAGCAGGGUGAGUACCUGAGCCAGUUUGGUGGUAAGGGAAAUCGUGAUCACCUGCUGUCUAAUCCUCUCGGUGUAUCUGUAGAUAAUACAGGCAAUAUUAUUGUUGCUGAUAGCGGUAACAAAUCAAUUAAGAUCUUUUCUCCUGACGGCCAUUAUUUAAGUAAAUUCGGGGGUGAGGGUUCUUUUACCUUUCCCUUUCACUGCGUACAAUAUGAAAAAUAUCUGAUAGUGUCAGACAGAGAUGAACAUUGUAUCAAAGUGUUUGAUAGAAAUGGUAAUUUUUUAUACAAAUUUGGAAAUGAGGGGGAAGGGGAUGGAGAGUUCAAUAACCCUCGUUGUUUAUCAGUUAACAAGACAGGACACCUGUUGGUUUGUGAUACAAAUAAUCACAGAGUACAAGUAUUUGAGCUAAGUGGAAAAUUUGUAACAAAAUUUGGAUCAAAAGGAGAGAAAAGAGGAGAAUUUAAUCGCCCUGUCUCUACUGCAGUGCUCAGUGAUGGUCAAAUAGUUGUGUCUGACGGUUGGAACCAGCGCAUUCAGAUAUUUGAAUAG
Molecule: messenger RNA, 2376 nt
Organism: Pocillopora meandrina
Lineage: Eukaryota; Metazoa; Cnidaria; Anthozoa; Scleractinia; Pocilloporidae
Source: the annotation of a GenBank genome assembly